AUGGAGGCGCCCCCCACCCAGCCACCACCUUGCGGAGUAUUCCGUGGGAGGUCGCCUGCCCCGGCCCUGCUGCUGGUGGCUCCGGCCUCUGCCAGAGGAGCACGCGUGCCCCGCGCCGGCAUCGGCUCGGGCCCGCCGGGGAGCGCGCCACUCCCCGCGCCCCGAGAGCCACGCUCCGCGGUGAGUCGCUGUUCUUCCCUCCCAGACCUGCGCGCGGCGUUUGAGAUCAUCUGUGACAACGUGGGAAAGGACUGGAGAAGGCUGGCCCGGCAGCUGGGCGUGUCUGACGCCAAGAUCGACGCCAUCGAGGAGCGGCACCCCCGGAACCUCAUGGAGCAGGUGCGGGAGCUGCUGCGCGUCUGGAAGAGCGCGGCGCGGGAGGACGCGGGCGUGGCCCCCCUGGUGGCGGCGCUCAGGGCCUGCCGCUUGAACCUGGUGGCCGACCUCAUCGAAGAGGACCUGGCCAGGGCCUCCGGGACGUGAGCAGGAGUGGCGCCCUCCCCGGCGUCCUGAGGCUCGGGCCCCCCGAAGGCCUGGCGCCGAGCUGCUCCCCCUGGGGCGCACGGGGCCUCUGCGCAAGUGACCAGCCAGGCCGGACCCAGCGUGAGCCCCGGUCCGCCUCGCCGAGGCCCUCUGGGCGCCGAGCAGCCUCACCG
Molecule: messenger RNA, 656 nt
Organism: Condylura cristata (star-nosed mole)
Lineage: Eukaryota; Metazoa; Chordata; Mammalia; Eulipotyphla; Talpidae
Gene: FADD
Product: Fas (TNFRSF6)-associated via death domain
Exons: 2
Coding region: 1-483 (160 amino acids)
Biological process (GO): signal transduction
Molecular function (GO): protein binding
Source: RefSeq, a predicted model, not a curated record